Xiphophorus couchianus (Monterrey platyfish) is the source of this 1656-nucleotide messenger RNA. RefSeq lists its product as uncharacterized. The coding region runs from base 398 to 1594 and encodes 398 amino acids. The record is from RefSeq and is a predicted model, not a curated record. The transcript has 2 exons. Gene Ontology annotation, molecular function: ubiquitin-protein transferase activity. NCBI's taxonomy places the organism in Eukaryota, Metazoa, Chordata, Actinopteri, Cyprinodontiformes, Poeciliidae.
CAAAGGAAUAUUCCAGAGAAAACUAUCGAGACCAUGCUGAGAGAGAAGAUUGAUACCAACGUCAUCCAGCUCAUGACAGAUGAAGAGCUAAAGAAUUAUUUGCCAUCAUAUGGAGACCGCAUAGCCCUAUCAGGAUACUGUAAAAGGAAGGAAAAUGGCCCCCCAAGCAGUCGCAAAUCAAAACUGUUUGAGCGCCUGAAAUCAAAGCUGGGUAAAAGAAAAACUGCUCAUGAAGAUGGCUGUGGUAUGGAAAAAGAAGAGCAAUCUGAAACAACUGUAAAGAAGAAUGCUCUGAAGUCAAAGAGAAAAAUAGAAAUAGGCUGGCUGCUUUAUGAUGAAGAACAACAGGCUUUUAAACAAGUAAGAGCAAGAAGAGGUGGUGGAACAAGGAAGGUCGAUGUAUCAAAGGAUGCUAAAAAAAAGGGAGAUAAUCCAGAUGGCUAUUGGCCUCUUCUUUCCAAAUGGAAGAAAUAGAGAAGGGUCCAUAGCAGAUUUUGAAAUGGAUCUAAAAGAUUAUCAGGAAGUGGCAAUUGAUGACAAAAUCACUGUUGGACAAAUGUUUCAUGUUACAAAACUGACUAUUCUCAGGUUUUACCUGACCACCCAUAAAAAGAAGGCUAACCAGUCAGUCAGUCAAGAUGAAGUUUUGUCUUCAUCAUUUUUUCAGGAUCAAGACAGUUCUCUGAGUCAGCCCUCCUCUUCAUCUGCUGUAAAUGUUGCAGUGACCAGCCAAUCUACAAUAUCCACAGAAGUAACUUCUGACUUCCUAUUUGUUGGAAACAUAACAAAUCAUGAGAAUAUUAACUUUUCACUUCAUUCUACAGAGCUUAGGGAGGAGGAUUUGGAUAGCAGUAACAUAGUGUUUCUAGGAGCGUUUUCUGACAGUGAGCCACAGAUUUUGGAUGAUACUUUGCCAAUAUCCCCUCAAUCCACAUCAUCCUCCAAGGCAGUGAAGAAGAUGCUGAUAGUUCACAGAGGACAGGUACUUCCUGAGCUCAUAGCACAUUUCUGUGAUGACGGACCUUUAGAUAGAGAUUUCAAAAUCCAGCUUGUGCUGCCAGAUGGAACACCUGAAAUGGGUUAUGAUGACGGAGGAGUCGUUAGAGACUGUCUUUCUGAAUUCUGGAACGAUUUCUAUGACCAGUGUACUACAGGAAACACUUAUAAAGUGCCUUUUCUGAGACAUGAUUAUGGACAGCAGCAGUGGGAGAGUGUAGGCCGAAUAAUUGCUUUUGGAUGGACAAGAGAGAAAUAUCUUCCUAUGAAGAUUGCACCUGUCAUACUAGAGCAAGCAGCCUUUGGACAGGUUAAAAGUGAGGUGGUGGAGAAUUUCCUUAAGUGCAUGUCUGAAUCUGAGCACUUUGUGUUUCAGUCAUGGCAGUCAGACUUCAGCAGUGUUGACAAAGAGGAAUUGAUAGAGAUUCUUGAUAACCGCAGUUGCAGACGAAUGCCCACUGCCAGCAAUGUAAACGAAAUCCUCCAGGAGCUUCCACACAAAACACUUGUCCAAGAGCCUGCUUACGUUAUUGAACAGUGGGCCAAAACACUCAGUAUCAUCGGUGAAAAAGUGAAAAUUACUGUAGGAAGUAUUUAGAAGUUCACAGCCAAAAUAAACAAAAAUAGGAACUGUUUAUUGUUAUUGUAUCUUUUUAUGAG